This is a messenger RNA of Arachis ipaensis, 1143 nucleotides long. Lineage: Eukaryota; Viridiplantae; Streptophyta; Magnoliopsida; Fabales; Fabaceae. The record is from RefSeq and is a predicted model, not a curated record.
AUGUCACCCACAGCCCAAGUUAAGCCAGCAUAUGUGGCCCAAACCCAAACCACUCAAACUGGACCACCAACAAAUUCUGAACCUGAAACUCAAUUACAACCUAACCUUCAACAAGAUGAGGUCCCUACCCAGGAAUCAAGAGCAAAACAAAGGAACAGAAGAAAUUCUUACAAGAGGCCAGCUCCUAGUGGACAGACCUUUGUGCAAGGAGGCAUAGGUGAAGCUCCAAAAAUAUUUGUCCCUCGUGCAACCAGUGAGUCAUCAAAGAGUGAUGAUGAUGACUCUGAUCUAGAUUACCAUCAGUAUGAGUCUGAGGAGCUGCACAGCUCUUAUUCUUCAGACUGUGAUAGUGACUAUGAGGCAGAGCGCACUGUUUGGCCUCAAGGGAACCCGAAUGAUACUUUUGGCUUAGUACAUUUAGAGCUGGGGAUGGAAUUCGAAACUAUGGACCAAUUCAAAAGAGCUGUUAGGAAGUUCAACAUACAAAUUGAAAGGAGUAUCAUGUUUAGCCGAGUGGAACCAAUGAAGUGUAAGGCAAUUUGUUGUGAGGCCAACUGUCCUUGGACUAUCUACUGUUCCAGGUCUAAUGAACCAAAGAGUUUUCAAGUUAAGACGUUUGUCAACCAACAUGUUUGUGCACGAAGCCACACCAACAAGUCAGCUGAUAGAAAGUGGGUUAUUGAACAGCUGGAGGAGAAGUUGAGGGACCAAAGGGACUUUAAAACAUCUGAAGUUGAGGCAUGGUUUAAGAGAGAGUUCAAUGUAACCAUCAACUACAAGAAAAUACAAAGGGCAAUGAAGAAGGCAAGGGAGAAUAUUGAGGGCUCGGAGAGGGAGCAGUAUGCUAAGUUGAGGGAUUACAUACUUACCUUGUUGACAGCUAAUCCAGGAGCAACUAUUGAUAUGGACACUACCCUUGUGCUUAAUUCUCUCCCGAUCUUCAAGAGACUCUACAUAUGUUUUGACGCUUGCAAAAAAGGUUUCAUACAAGGUUGCAGACCAUUUAUUGGACUUGAUGGUACAUUCCUAAAAGGUUACUACGGUGGGCAAUUGCUAACAGCAGUGGGACAAGAUGCUAACAAUCAGAUCUUUCCCAUUGCAUAUGCAGUCGUUGACUCAGAGACAAGAGAUAAUUGGAGAUAG